Cimex lectularius (bed bug) is the source of this 5158-nucleotide messenger RNA. Its product is annotated as centrosomal protein of 290 kDa-like. The coding region runs from base 364 to 4575 and encodes 1403 amino acids. The record is from RefSeq and is a predicted model, not a curated record. The transcript is spliced from 31 exons. Lineage: Eukaryota; Metazoa; Arthropoda; Insecta; Hemiptera; Cimicidae.
UUAUAAAAUGAAGUUUCUUUCAAAAGGCCGAAAUUGUUUUCUGAUCGGCUAUAGUUUCUUCCGCGGGAGUAAUGCAAUAUAUUAGCGUGUGUCGUGCUAGAAACAGUUAGUGCCAAGUAUACUGACAUGACAGGACCUUAAAAUCAGCUAAUUCUUUAAAUAAAAAUUCACAUUGAUCCUCAUAGGCAGAAAACGGAAGUCCAAAGCUACCAUGGCAACAGGCAUCAACAAAACGUUCUCCGCCGUGUCAUAUGACUCACAAUAUUCAGUCCAAUGGAUACCGUGCAGAAAUAAACAAUAUUUCUCGCCAACUUUUUUUUUGUUUUUCUUUGACAGUUUGUUUUUUCGUUUUUGAGAAGUGAAAUGGUCCAGGUGGACAUCAACAACGUGCUCGCCGUCAGCCCGGAGGAGCUGAGCUCCCAGGAAAAAGACGACCUUUACGAGAGCAUAGUCUGGCUGGAUUUGGAGCCGGAUCUACCACAGGAUAAACUAAACAGAUUGUUUCUGAUAACUAAGGAAGUUCUCAAGUACAAAGGAGAACAGGUGGAGUCUUUGCUUGCAGAUUUAGAUGUACUGGCAUCUAACACUGGCAUUGGAGUUGAUGACAUGAGAGAUGAGUUGGUCAAAGCGAGUAAACAGACUGAGCAACUUGUUGAGGAGAUCCAGCUUAAAGAGAAGGAUCUUCUCAAGGAGAAAGCGCAAGUCGAAAAACUCAUGGCUGACGUUGCAGAGUUGCAGAAAGAAAAAAAUGAACUCAGAAGGGAAAUAAUUCUUAUACAGAAUGAAGCUCAGACAGGGCUUUCUUCAAGUCUCAAUGAUGAUAACACUGAAGACAUUGCUCAAAUCAAAGAAACCGUGCAAUAUAAGAACAAACACAUUCUUCAACUCUUGAGCGAUACUGAGGUGUUGGAGAAAGAAAAUGAAAUGCUGACUACAAAGUUGAAUGCCAUAAGACGUGAAUUGGGAGAAGCGACUACAAAUUUAACAAAACUCUCAGGAGAAAAUAUUUCUCUCAGAUCUUCAAAUUAUGAAUUGCAAGAAAAAGUUACAUUGCUUGAAGAAAGAAAUCAAGGUCUGAGCUCACAAGUGUCUGAACUUGUAAGUGAAAAAAAUAGAAGGGAUUUGCAUUUAGACCAGUUAAUCGACGCUUUAGAAGAACGGGUAGCAAAAUGGCAGGAUGUAUUUUGGUAUAAAGAAAAUGAGAUUGCAGAGUUGAAAGAAAAACUAAAUGAAAUGGUGCAAUCUUCUGAGCCUAAAACAUCCACACAGUUUGCAACAAACUACACAAUAUUGGCUAAAACAAUUGAGCAACAAGAAGAGCUGAUUGAGCAUCUUAAAGGCCAGUUGAAACAAGCAGGUGAAGAUCUUAGCAGAAGUACAAAUGAAAUGCUUCAACUGAAAAAGAACACUGAAGGAGAAGUGGAAGAGGAAGAGAGGAAAACAGUUGAACAUUUGACAGAAGAGUUGCACAAAGCGAAUUCUCAACUUCUUUUUCUUCAGGAAAAAGUGAAAGAUGCUGAACAGGAUGCCCAAUUCAGAGCUGAAGAGAUGACAGAGUUAAUAAUUCAAUUGAGAGAAUAUGAAGAAGGAGUCUAUGGACUAGCAGAAGCGAGAACUGAAGUGAAGGAAUUGAAGAAACAAGUAGCUGUGAGGGACAAGCAGAUACUUACUUUGGUCCAACAACUCAACAACAGUGAUUUAAACCUUGCAGAAAGGGAAAGUGAAUCUUCCCUGAUAGAACUUGAUGAAAAAACAAGCAACGCUGAGUUGAGAAUCCAGCUAAAUCAGAUUCAACAGACUGCUAUUAAUUUAAGUGUUCAGAAUUUUGAUCUGAAAGCUCAAGUGUUAAGACUGAAUGAAGAACUGAAUGCUAAAAAGACUGAAGAAAAAGUAGAAAUCGCACCUAAAAAAGAAGAGACAAAAGAUAGUGUUGUUCAAAGCGAUAAUGGAUAUAUCCAAGAGAUAGAAGAGAAGUAUAAAGCUCUAAUUGGAGAAAAUGAAUCUCUUCGAAAGGGACUUCAUGAAAUCAUGGAAAGCAUCAAGUUUCAAGAUGGUCAAAGCAAAGUGUCAAUAGAAUCAGAGUGCUUGGAAAAGUUGCUCGAUGCUCUUGAUUCGAGGCAUGUCAGUGGAUGGUACCAUCCAGCAAUGAGAUUGCAGGUCGCUUUGAACAAACUUCAGGGAAAUAACGAUGCCCUUAGGCAGCAGUUGAGAGAGACUAGGUUCAGAGAAUGUUAUUUCCAAGCAGAAUUGCAAGCUGCUUUUCUUAAGAUUGGUGAACUUGAGGGAAGGAUGUCUCAAGCGGAUGUCAACGGCUUGCCACCAGUUCCUGCCCCAAGGACAGUCAUGGCAAAUACUGAAGAAGAACAAGUAGAAACACCUGAAAAGGAAGAAAAAACAGAAAUUGAGGAAAAUGACAUUGAAGAUGAGCCUAACAAAGAACAAGAAGAAAUCACAAGUGAAAUAAUUCAACCAGUAAAACCAAUUUAUGUUGAAAGUAGCACACAGACUGAAACUUCUCCUCCACUCAGUAAAAAAGAUUCUGAAGAAAUUAAUGAACAAAUCUCAGCCAAAUCAAGUAGAAAAUCAAGUGUGACUGAAACAAUAAUAGAGGCUGCAGAAAUUAUUCCGCAUAGCGAAAAGAAGCCAGUUUUGUCACGGCAGUCCAGCGUAAAGAGUUUGAGUGAAAACGGCCAGAAGAAUGGUAUUGAAAAAUCUCUUGAAAGAAAAAAAUCAUCUGAAGUGGUGCUUGUAAAAGAUUUUGAUCAAGAAAAACACAAGGAAAUGCUUGAUGCAGUGAUUGAGCAAAUGAGGUCUAAGACAGAAAAUGUUUUAGAAGAACUGAAUGAAAGCAAAAAUCAGAUUUUUGGCGAUGUUAAAAGCAUCAUAGAUAAAGUGAAUGAACAUUUUGAAGCUUUGAAAAAAGAACCGAUACCGAUUGCACCUGUUGAAAUGAAAGAAAUUAAAGAACACGAAGAAAAGAUUACACAUUACGGAAUGGAACUUGAAAAACUUAAAGAAGGAAUGGAAGAGAAGGAGAAAACUGUGACAUCUCUGCAAGCUGAGAUUGAUGACUUGAAGAAAAAAUUGGAAGAAUCAAAAAAAGCUGUUAAAGCGCAACAAAACAAUAAAAAAAUUAUUGCCCUGAAGGAAACAGUGAAAGGCCUUCAAGCGAUAGUCCAACAGAAAGACAGUGUUAUAGAAAGGUGUGAGUUCAUGCUUCAAGAGAACAGCAAAGAAUACGAAAAGCUUCUUGAUCAGUAUAAUCAGUUAGAGGCGAAAGCCUUGCAAACACCAUCAAGAAUGCAACUUUCCAAUUCCAAAGCUGUUUCUGUGCUAAUGGAAAAAUGGGUUUCAAGAGUACAGGCCCUAGAAACUGAUAUACACGAGUUGAAUCAACAAUUGCACCUUACUGCUGACUCAUUGAUCAAAUCAAGAACAGAAACAGAAAAGUGGAAAGAAAUAGCUGAAAGCCUGCAACAAAAGGGUAAUGAUGAUGAGCCACCAAACAAAGAGGAUGAAAUUGAUGUGUUAAGGGGUCAAGUGAAGGAGCACAAGUCAACAAUAGAAGAGCUUAAGGCAAAGCUUAGACUGGAAGGAAGCAAGUAUAAAAAAAAGGAAGAUGAGAUGAGAAUAAAAAUCAAGGAUCUUGAGACUGAAAAUCACAAAAUUAAGCAUUACCAAAAUUUAAGAUAUCCAAAAUCUCCUCAUAAUGGAAUAACUGCUGCAAAAAAGGAACUGAUACUCAUGGAUAAAAUAAAAGAGCUUGAACAGGAAAUUGCACUAGCGAAUGAAAGACAAAAGGCGAUUAUACAGCAGAGAAAAGAAAGAUGUGCGGAUGAAGUUGCAAAGUGGGAAGAAAAGAAGAAAUUGCAGACAUCAAAUGAAAAGCUGCGCAAUGACCUGAAAGACCGUAACUUUCAGCUUGAAGAACUUGAAGGGCAGAUCACAAGGCUUAAACAGAUCAUUACAAGAAUGGAGAGAGAAAGAAUCGCUUUGCAAAGGAGAUUGAAAGUCAGUGAAGGUAUGCUCACAAAGAAUUUACUCAAUUUCAAAGACGAGGAGGAAAAAGAAAAUACCGAAUCAAGACUUGGUAUGACGACACCAAGGUCAGAUUCAUCAUGCAGUGAUGUUCCAGAAAAAAUCAACUUCCAAAGCAGAAAAGAUUUGAUUAAAGUAGUUGCUGGCCUGAGAAAAGUUGUUGCUAAAUUGAGAGUACAACAUUCCAACUAUGUACAAAAGGAUUACGUGGAGCAGCUACAAAAGGAACUACAAAAAAUGGAGGAGAACUAUCUAGAUGCUGUAGAAAGAGCGCUCGCACUUGAAGAACAGCUGAAGGAAUCUGAGGCAAGAUUUUGUAGUCAGACUUACACUGUUGAUUCCCAAAUGGCCCCAUCGGGAUACAUACUACUGAAGGAGCAGCUCAGUCAGAAAUGUGAGCUGCUUGGCAAAGUUAAAAUUUUGCUGCAAAGAGCUAUGAUCAGGGAAAAACAGUUGUUACAGCAAGUAACUCUUCUAGAAAAACUUGUCCCUCCAGAAAAACUGAUAUAUCUCCAUGAUGCAGAGCGUGAACACUAAGAAGGAUGUAUUUAGUAUUUGUACAUAACUAGACCAGUGUAUAUUUUCCACUUACACCUUCAUAGAAUUACAGUUUCUUUUUAUACAUUAUAAUUUUGUGCUUUUAUAUCGCAUCAUAAAAAGUCUGUAGCAUUUUUGGUAGUUAAUUCAAUAAAAUUUCAGGUGGUACUUUAAACAAAUUUAAUCAACAAUAUACGAACAAUUUUGUUCCACUAACUGUAAUCAUAUUUCAUGUAAUUUUGUAAUUCCAUCCUCCCAGAACUUUCAGGUUUUUGAACACAACUCCUCGAUAUUUUGUCUUCAGUUCUUAAGUGAAGUAAUGUUUUUCCGAUUAAUAUAGUAGUUUUACACAGUCUAAAAAACUCUUUAGGGGACAAUGUCAGGUGAAUACAGCUAGUAGGGUAGCAUAAGCAUAAAAUAAUGAAUAAGGAACCCAUAUCUCAAUUUGACAAACACAUAUGACUAUCUAGCUGCCGUUAAAAAGUAAAAACAUAUUUUUUCAACUGAAUUUUGUCAACUCCCUUUAAUAUUUCGGUGCAAUUUUUGUAUUAUGUAAUAGUAAUAUAUUGACAUCCCUAGUAAU